This is a messenger RNA of Paramecium sonneborni, 990 nucleotides long. The record is from the annotation of a GenBank genome assembly. NCBI's taxonomy places the organism in Eukaryota, Ciliophora, Oligohymenophorea, Peniculida, Parameciidae.
AUGUACAAAAUACCUAAGCUUCUUAAACCACCACAUAAACAGUCUUUAGAAUUUUAAAAAAUGUAGGAAGAAUUAAGAAAAAGUAUGUACAUGGUUUGAUUUAAAGGUUAAUAGGGUUAAUAAUAAAAAGUUGGUGUUAAAAUAUAACCUGAAUUUGUUGUAGAAGAAGAUUUAGAUGAAAAAGAUUAUACCAAUUAUAUUCCUUAAAAAUAGGAAGCUAAAAAAAUAGAAUAACUAUAACAUUAUUAACCUAGAAAUUAUUUAGAAGAAUUUUUUGAUUAAAAAGGAAUAAUUAAGAGAUAAUAAGAUAGAAAAAAUAAAAUGAUGAAUGCUAUAAAUUAUGAGAUUGAAAAAAAUGAAAAAUGCAUUGACGAUUUAAUGCAAGAAUUUUAAGAUUAUUAACAAGAGAUUAAUCACAUUUAAGUGAAAGUGAAAGAUAUUGAAAGAGAAGGGAAGAAUUUAACUAUUCUUUAAAAAUUAGAAAUUUUAGAGGGUGAUUUAAAUGAAGCAUUAAAUUUAGAGAUUAAAGAAGAAUUCAAGAUAAACCCUGAUGAUUAAAAUGUAGAUGAUAAAUUACAUUUAAUGUAUGAUGAUACUAAUAAUUUAAUUGAUUAAUAUGAACAAUUAAAAUAGUAAAUUUUGGAAGAUGAAUAAAGACGUAAAGAAGAUUAAGAAGAAAAAGAAUUGUUAGAAUAAUUAGAUGAUAAAUAAAUUGAAGAUAGAGAAUUAUAAUAUGAAUUACAAAAAAGAAUAGAGCAAGUAAAAAAUGAAGGUGUAAAAUUGUAAAUGUAAUAAAAACUACAACUCUUAAAAGAAUCAACACUAUAAAGAACUGAAAUGAAAAAGGCUUCAGUUAAAAAUUACUGUAGAAAAAAUAAACCAAAAUAGGAUUCAACUCCUAAAAAAUAGUUUUCUGAAAAAAAGCAAUAUAAUAUGUACUCAUAACAAUUUGGAUAUGGAAGAGAUAAAAUUACUUUUAAGCCUUUGUGA